AGGCAAACCUGACUCCAAAAGACGAUGUAGAGGACGAUACUCUAGAGGCAAUGCCAAGAGGGUAGAGACACGAUGCAUCAGAAAUGGCAUCUCCUGGUGACCCUGACGAAAUCAAGUCUUUCAAUCCAGAAAAUGAAGACAAAUCACUAUGAGUCAAAGGGGACAUACGUUUGUGACCUAGUGGGUACGCAACGCCGUCGGAGAAGAAGUGACGAUGGCAUCAAACAAGGGGAAUAUGUGGAAAACUCGCUCUUGGCAUUCAUAAAUAAAACUCACAAAGCAAUGGAGAAGAUGGUUGAUUUACGUCAUGAACUUGGGGACGACGUGACACAUUCGUUGAGGGAGCUACACAAAAACACAAACAACACUGAGAUCGCGCACAAUAUUGAAAGUCUGGUGAAGCUAGAAGCAGAGUAUGGACCACUACCACAAUAUUACCCAGCCAUUGACAAUGUAUUGGAUUAUCUGAAAGAGCUUCAUGGAUCAAUUGUCCGUAAGGACAUCAAGAUGAGGUUACUCCUAUACUUCAUUAUCAGUCCGGAAGGAAGUCUGCGAUCGCAAAUGGCUCUGCUCGAUGCCCUGGAAACUGCAGCCAAUGACGAUGAAUUGGAAGCCAUCGUCAUGUACAUAGCAAUGGUGGCUAAUCCGCAGCCUCAAAUGGUCAACGAACUCGAGAAACUCAUAACGUCUGAUGUUCACUCCACUGACCCACUCCUCUUGGCUUACGGCGCCAUUAUUCCCAAAACUUCUCCAGAACUCCACCAGCGAAUGGUUCUCUUCCUCGUCGAUCGACUCCCAGAGGCCGAGAGGAAUACCACGUCACUCCUUCACCACAUUCUCUCUCUCGGAAACUCUGGCUCCCCCAGCAUCUCCAGCUACCUCAUUGACUAUCUCAACCACCCCGAGAGCAACGUUCAACUGACAGCCAUUCUCGCUAUGCGGUUUCUUAUGCGAGAGCCUUCCGUCCAGAAAUCUCUGAAAGACCUACUCGCACAACCACACGUGAACGAGGACCACCUGACUGUGAUAGCCAAGUCUCUGGUGUAUGGGUGUGAACGAGCAAAGAUUAACUUUGAGGAAGCUCCUUUCUCCAGCGACUUUGCUGAAGCUCUAGUAGCACUAGCUAUGAACAUCCCCAAUGAAGAACUGCACUCAGCUCUUUCCGAAUAUCUAAAAGGUGUCAACACACCAGAGUCCAUCAAACUACUUCAGAUCUUAAAGUUUCACCGAAAUCCAGAUUUUUUCGACGACAAAACAAACACAACGCGCUUCCGAAGAGGAUCGACAUGGGAUGAAAGCAAUCCAGACUACAACAUUGUUUCACCGCUCUCAGUGCGUCGGAAUGACGUUCAAACGUACCAGAAUAGACUCGCAUUCAUCUGGGGUAAAAAGUUUGGCGGAGGAGAUAUAAAUGCCCAAGUUGGGGCAGGUGGAUUUGUUGGAAUAGCCAACAACGGUGACUACAAGCUAUUUGGAAAUGCCGUAGCUAGAGCUAACUGCUACGAUCGCUCACUUACCAUCCUGCAGUUUUUGGUCUUGCGUGAGAAGGACUCCAGCUCAACGGAGAGUUGGUUCUACGCUGUCGUAAUGGGGAACACUCUGAGGAACAUUCGGCUAUCACAAGACGCCAGUGUUUGCAAAACUCUCGAUCACUCGCUUUACGAAGGAAAACAGUACACUAUUUUCGACUUUACAUACAGUAUCUUUGUGGUAGUUGGCACCCUCAACUUUAAUCUCAAGGCAACGGUACAGUUCACGUCUGGGAUGUACAUAGAGUUUUGUGAGAACCACGGAAGUCUGAGUGUUGGUGCUGGACUCAAACCUACCCUGACUAUAAAAGUUUCGGCCGGUGGAGACCUGGAGAUUCUAUGGGUGGCCAAAGCCGGCUUCACACUGACGGCGACAUUCAACUACCAAGUUCUGCCAGAAAUCUCCAGCGAGCUGUGCUACAAAGAGUCACAGAUAAGAGUGAAGAACUGCAUCGGAAUCUACCACCAGUGGGCGGACAAUACACUCGAGCUGUACGCGUGGUAUGCCUGGAGAGGAUGGUGCGGUUGGUGGGCCUGCACUGGUAGCGAUGCUUACAAGAAUAGGAACAAGAUAAAUGCUCUUUCUAUCUCAUGGGAUCUUCCCGGAACAGACAAACUGACCCUGUGGGAGACCUGCGACCAGCAACAUGAAUGCUAAGCACAGAGGGAAAAGACGUGACAUUGCGUGACUAUUUUAGAAGUAUAGAAAGACACUCAGGAUAGGUUUUGUAGGAGAUUUUCUUAAUACUCAACAUGAUGUUGAUUACAACACGUCAGCUAAAUACUCCAAACACCUACGUUUCACAAGA
Molecule: messenger RNA, 2338 nt
Organism: Geodia barretti
Lineage: Eukaryota; Metazoa; Porifera; Demospongiae; Tetractinellida; Geodiidae
Source: the annotation of a GenBank genome assembly